AUGGAAGUGUGGAAAUUCACAGAGACACACGAAUGGAUAACAACAGCAAAUGCUACGGAGCAGCGGGCACCGGCGACUUUGCACCGGAAGCUGUGGGAGAUGUUUCCGGUUGUCUGCCCGAGGUUGGGCCAAAAUGGAAAAAGCAUAGACGAAUUUGGUGCUUUGGAAAGUGUGAAAACUGCCAGUGGGCUCCAUUCUCCUCUUUCAGGAGAAGUCCCUGAAAUUAGUGAGGCACUUGCUGAAAAUCCAGGGCUUGUCAGCAAACCUGUUAUGAAGAGGCUGGCGGACGAAGACGACAGCGAGAGACCCUUCAGAACUAGAUGGGUGAAGAAGCCUCUGAAAAAAUAUGAGAAAUCUACUGAGGACUGA
Molecule: messenger RNA, 369 nt
Organism: Fukomys damarensis (Damara mole-rat)
Lineage: Eukaryota; Metazoa; Chordata; Mammalia; Rodentia; Bathyergidae
Product: glycine cleavage system H protein, mitochondrial
Exons: 1
Coding region: 1-369 (122 amino acids)
Biological process (GO): glycine decarboxylation via glycine cleavage system; protein lipoylation
Cellular component (GO): cytoplasm; glycine cleavage complex; mitochondrion
Source: RefSeq, a predicted model, not a curated record